AUGGCUUUUGUCCAAAAUUAUGGCUUCCCAUUCUAUUCCCCACCACCAUCACCCCCUUCCCAUUCUCCCUUCCUUCCGCCACCCUACCACCCUAGCAUGCAACCACCGCCAUCACCAAGUCAUCCAUCCUACUUUGCACCCACCACCACCAAGUCAUUCCCUUCUUCCGCCGCCAACCCCACCAAGUCGUGUUCCACCGCCACAAAUCCAUUCCCUUCUUCCGCCGCCAACCCCACCAAGUCGUGUUCCACCACCAACCCCACCAAGUCUUCCACCUCCACCAAGCCAUCCCCUUCUUCCACCGCAAACCCCACCAAGUCGAGUUCCACCAUCACCACCACAUCAUCUCCUUCACCACCGCCUGCAUUUGCACCACCUUCGCCAGGACAUCAUACUAUCAUCAUAGUGAUUCAAGAAGUUGUAGUACCAGGUCCACAUGGUACACAGACCGUCAUACUAAAUAUUGAUGAAGACAUACAUGUGGAAGAAGAGAUCAACAAGAAUGAGCUGAUACUUAACAAAGGGUCUCAUCAUGAUCAUGGUAUUACUUCCGAAUCCCCUCAAUCAAAGGCACUUGAAAUAGCCAAUGCAGAAGCUUCUGAUACAAUCAUGCAUUAUCAUGAUCACCAAAAGAGUUGA
Messenger RNA from Impatiens glandulifera, 639 nucleotides. RefSeq names its product vegetative cell wall protein gp1-like. Bases 1 to 639 code for a protein of 212 amino acids. The transcript is spliced from 2 exons. Lineage: Eukaryota; Viridiplantae; Streptophyta; Magnoliopsida; Ericales; Balsaminaceae. The record is from RefSeq and is a predicted model, not a curated record.